CGAAAUUGACAUCGAUUUUAGUUGAUUUAGUUUCAUUUUAUGUGAAAAAAUCCAUUUCCUUGAUGAAAAUAAGUAAAACCAUCCAUUGAUUCCAGCUUAUUAUGCAACUGUCGAAUUUCGCAAAGAUUGGAAUAGGUUGGACACUAGCGGUUGGGGUUGGACUCUACGGAUUCAUUGCAUCGAAAAGUUCCAUUGACAAGAGACGCUAUCAGGAUAUGAAAAUCCGUGAACGUAUGCGUCAAUCGAACGUUGGUGAUUACGAACGCAGUGAACGAAGAUUUUAAACGGGAAUAGCUGUACAGUCUUGUU
This is a messenger RNA of Bradysia coprophila, 309 nucleotides long. RefSeq lists its product as uncharacterized. The record is from RefSeq and is a predicted model, not a curated record. Lineage: Eukaryota; Metazoa; Arthropoda; Insecta; Diptera; Sciaridae.